GCCGCGUUACCAAGGCCGCUCACACAGCUCCCUAGCAACCAACCGGAACCUGCAUUCGCCCCUCCCAUGAAAGUGACGCCAGCAGUCACCUAACUGUUCGUGUGUUUUUUUCUCGAUACAAUAAACUUUAUUGCUAGUAGACAAUGCUGAAUUGGAACUUUGUAGAUAAGAGUCCAUCUUCUCCUUGGCAACCAAACAGUGACUCAUUGGCUACAUUUAGCGCACCGGCUACAGCUGUGGAACCUGCAGAACGUUUGUUAGCCUUCUAACAAAUCUCGGUUUCAUUUAGGCAUGUGUUAUGGUUAUGGAAAGGUAGCAGUGUGAUAUAGAGAUCUACACCUAUCGCAAUGGGGACAGCUUCAUCCCUGGUAAGCCCUGGCGAGGUGAUUGAAGAUACUUAUGGUGGUGGUGGUGGAGAGGCUUGUGAGAUUCCUGUAGAAGUGAAGCCCAAAGCACGUCUUCUCCGCAGCUCUUUCAGACGUGGCCCUAGAGUAAUUGGGGCCAGUUUUAAAUCCACUGCAUCAGUGGACCUGGAAUAUGCUGCUGAAUAUGAGCGGCUGAAGAAGGAGUAUGAAAUAUUUCGGGUCAGCAAGAAUAAUGAGAUUGCUUCCAUGCAGAAGAAAGAGGUGAAACUGGAUGAGGAAAAUAAAAGGCUGAGAGCGGAGUUACAGGCACUUCAGAAGACUUAUCAGAAGAUCUUAAGAGAGAAGGAGAGUGCAGUUGAAGCUAAAUACCAGGCCAUGGAAAGGGCUGCCACCUUCGAACAUGACAGAGAUAAGGUGAAAAGACAGUUUAAGAUCUUUAGAGAAACAAAAGAAAAGGAGAUCCAGGAUUUACUCAGAGCCAAGAGAGACCUUGAGGCUAAGUUCCAAAGACUGCAGGCCCAGGGAAUACAGGUGUUUGAUCCUGGCGAAUCAGAUUCUGACGACAAUGACACAGAAGUGACAGUUCCUGGCACGCAGUGCGACUACUGGACCAGUGGAGCACUAGGCAGCGAGCCUUCCAUGGGCAGCAUGAUGCAGCUCCAGCAGUCCUUCCGAGGCCCAGAGUUCGCUCACAGUUCUAUUGAUGUUGAAGGGCCAUUCGCAAAUGUAAACAGAGAUGAUUGGGAUGCAGCAGUAACCAGCUUGCUACAGGUCACACCUCUCUUCUCUCAGUCUCUGUGGAGUAACACUGUGCGUUGUUACCUUAUAAGCACGAAGGAUACCCAGGCUGAACUGGAUGUUUUUCUGAGGGAAUAUUCCCCAAAGCUUCAGAGGAUUUGUGAAACAUUGGGCUAUUUUUUCCAAGUGGUGCAUUUCCCGGAAGAAUGUGAAAACCAGUACAUUGCUGUGCGGAAGAUGGAAAUUGAGAAGAGCUCUAUGGUUAUAUUAUUCAUGUGUUCCUCGUUAUCCAGCUCUCUGUGGGAGGACUGUAAGGAAGCAUUCCUGAAGAAUACUGAGGCGAAGCCUCGGAUUGUUUAUCACAAAAUUGAGGAUGGCGACAGCAGCUCAGACUGCAUACAGCAGCUAAUAGAGCAUGAUCCAAAUAAAACAAAUAAAACUAAGAUAAUUGACCACUGUGGAGAUCCGGAAGAAGGAGCAUAUAAAACAUUUUGUGAAGUAGAACAGGUCAUACAACAGGAUUUGCUUGGUGGUGAGAUCUCAGACCCUGAAGCCAAGGAUGACCCGGCGGUUCAGGAAGAUGAUGACUUUGGAGAUGUGCUGUGGGAUGUUCAUGAUGAACAGGAGCAGAUGGAGGCUUUCCAGCAGGCCUCUCACUCUACGUGUGAGCUGGGAUUUGACAAGUAUUAUGAUCGCUUGAAUGAUUUAGUGGCUGCUCCUGCACCAAUUCCACCUCUCCUCAUAUCUGGGGGACCAGGCUCUGGGAAAUCUCUUCUCCUUUCAAAGUGGAUUCAGCUUCAGCAAAAACAUUCCCCAAGCACUCUUAUGCUGUAUCACUUUGUUGGGAAACCAUUGUCAACCAGCUCAGAGCCGGCAUUGAUCAUUAAAAGACUGACUCUCAAGCUAAUGCAACAUUCCUGGUCAGUGUCAUCAUUCUCAAUGGAUCCUGGGAAGUUCUUAGAAGAAUUCCCUCACUGGCUUGAAAAACUUUCCAUUCGCUACCAAGGCAACAUCAUCAUCAUUAUUGACUCCAUUGACCAGAUAGAGCAAUCUGAAAAACAUAUGAAAUGGUUAAUUGACCCAUUACCUGUGAAUGUUCGAGUAAUUGUCUCUGUGAAUGUUGAAACUUGUCCCCAGGCAUGGAGGUUGUGGCCCACUCUUCAUCUCGAUCCAUUGACCUCAAAGGAUGUGAAGUCACUUAUAAAUGUUGAAUGUGGUGGAGCCAAUAUUGUUUUGACCAAAGAACAGGAGAGAAAAUUGGAGAGACACUGUCGGUCUGCCACUACCUGUAAUCCUUUAUAUGUAACGCUACUAGCCAGAAUACUCAUCUGGGCAGGGAGCAUGGGAAAUGUUGCCGAUGUUUUACAGAAAUGCCUGCAGUGCCAGGAUACAGUGUCAUUAUAUAGACUUGCACUCCGAUCUGUGCAGGACUUUAUGCCGACUGCAAAAGACAAGGACCUAAUGAGGGAGAUACUUUCCCUGAUCAGCAUCAGCCACAAUGGAGUGAGUGAAUGUGAACUGAUGGAGCUCUGUUCUGGACUCACAUGGCCAAUAUUAACAUUCUUGGUGUAUCACCUGCAUAAGAUGGUAGCCCUGCGAUAUAGCUGUGGGCUGCUUCAGUUUCAGCACCUCCAGGCAUGGGAAGCUGUGAGACUGGAAUAUAUGCAAGGAGGCCAGAAUAUUGUGUCUGAGUACAGAGAGAAACUCAUACAAUACUUUACCACACAACUAAGUCGAGACCGAGUGACAUGGAGAAGCGCAGAUGAGCUAACGUGGCUGUUCCAGCAGCAGGGGGAGAAGCAGAAGCUGCACCGGUGUCUCAUGAACCUCUUUGUAUCGCAGAACCUUUACAAAAGGGGCCAUUUUGCUGAAUUGCUAAGUUACUGGCAACUUGUGGGAAAGGACAAGAUCUCAAUGGCCACAGAAUACAUUGAUGCGCUAAAGCAGUACGAGAAAAGCUGUGAGGGAGAAGAGAGCAUGACUUGCCUGGCAGACUUGUAUGAAACACUGGGGCGCUUUCUCAAAGACUUGGGUCUCCUCAAUCAGGCUGUGACACCUCUUCAGCGUUCCCUGGAGAUUCGAGAGACUGCUCUAGAUCCAGAUCAUCCCAGUGUGGCCCAGUCACUGCACCAGCUGGCAGGGGUUUAUGUGCAGUCCAAGAAGUUUGGGAAUGCAGAACAGCUCUAUAAGCAGGCUCUAGAAAUAAGUGAAAAUGCCUAUGGCAGCGAGCACCUGAGAGUAGCUUGGGAACUAAAUGCCUUGGCUGUGUUGUAUCAGAAGCAGAACAAGUAUGAGCAAGCAGAACAACUGAGGAAAAGAGCAUUAAGAAUCCGACAGAAGGCUGCAAAAAGAAAAGGGAGCAUGUAUGGGUUUGCCUUAUUAAGACGCCGUGCUCUUCAACUGGAGGAACUCACACUGGGCAAAGACACUUCGGACAAUGCCAGAACACUAAACGAACUCGGAGUUCUCUAUUAUUUGCAGAAUAACUUAGAAACAGCGGAAAUGUUUCUUAGACGUUCACUGGAAAUGAGAGAGCGAGUUCUGGGCCCAGAACACCCGGACUGUGCCCAGUCGUUAAACAAUCUGGCUGCUUUAUACAAUGAGAACAAGCAGUAUGACAAGGCAGAGGAAUUGUAUGAGAGAGCGCUAGACAUUCGCAGGAGAGCUCUAUCUCCAGACCACCCAUCAUUGGCCUAUACUGUGAAACAUCUUGCUGUGCUCUACAAGAGAAAAGGAAAGCUUGAUAAAGCCGUACCUCUUUAUGAGUUGGCUGUAGAAAUACGUCAGAAGUCAUUUGGUCCCAAGCACCCCAGUGUUGCCACAGCCUUGGUGAAUCUUGCUGUGCUGUACUGUCAGAUGAAGAAACAAGUGGAAGCACUACCUUUAUAUGAGCGUGCUAUGAAGAUCUAUGAGGACAGCCUGGGUCGUAUGCACCCCAGGGUGGGAGAAACGCUCAAAAAUUUAGCUGUACUAAGGUAUGAAGAGGGUGACUUUGAAAAAGCAGCAGAACUCUAUAAAAGGGCAAUGGACAUUAAAGAAGCAGAGACAUCUGUACUAGGGGCAAAAGCUCCCUCUGGUCACUCAUCCAGCGGGGGUGAAACAUACAGCCUCAGGAACACAUUACCAGUGACUGCAUUCACUGAAUAAAGGGAUCAAAACCUAAUUUAAAAUAUUGCGACUGUAAAGAGAAAAAAACUAGAAAGUCUGAUACACAAGAUCUUACCGCUUUAAGUGAUCUUAGGAACUGGCAUUAAUCCAACAUGCUACAGUAAGUCUUACUGCUGCAGAAAAUCCUGAUACGCCAUCACCCCUGCAAUAUUUGCACUUCAGCUCCCAUGUGUGAAAUUUACAAGAUGCCAAUCCCUAUAUUAGUCAUUAUUAGUAUGCCAUCAUGAAAAUACAGUUUUUAUAAUAUAGCUCACCUGUAUAUUCUGCAUUAUUUGGUUCUUGGGUAUGUCACCUCCAUUAGUUUUUUUCAUUUACUGUAAGUGAAGUCAGACAUGCUGAUGGGAUCAUGCUGUUGUAGUCUUUCUUGGCUGUAUCAAAACACUCUGAAGAUUCAGGGCUCCAUUUAAUAAACAAUUGUUAUUACCA
Molecule: messenger RNA, 4697 nt
Organism: Pseudophryne corroboree (corroboree frog)
Lineage: Eukaryota; Metazoa; Chordata; Amphibia; Anura; Myobatrachidae
Gene: NPHP3
Product: nephrocystin 3
Exons: 29
Coding region: 348-4250 (1300 amino acids)
Biological process (GO): kidney development; determination of left/right symmetry; convergent extension
Molecular function (GO): protein binding
Source: RefSeq, a predicted model, not a curated record